AUGGCCGACGAGAAACCCCAUUGCAAAGUCAUCCUCGCCAACAACAUCGCCAAAAGCGUUCUGGAGGAAGUCCGCGAUGGUCUAAGCAAGCUUGAACGCAAGCCGCUCCUUGUCGGCUUCCUUUCGAGCGCGGAUCCAGCCGCGAGGGUGUACGCAGAAUGGACGGGCAAGACGUGCAUGGAAAAUGGCUUCGCCUUUGACCUCCGCGAAGUUGACCGCGAACUCCUCGAGGACGCUCUCAUCGACGCGAACAACGACUCCGCUGUCAAUGGCAUAAUAGUCUACUACCCCAUCUUUGGAAACCGUCAAGAUCAGUACCUACAGCAGAUUGUAUCCAUUGACAAAGAUGUCGAAGGUCUCUCCCACCGCUACAUCUUCAACAUGUACCAGAAUAUCCGCUUCCUCGACCCCGCCAGCACGAAGAAGAGUAUACUACCGUGCACGCCGCUCGCUGUUAUCAAGAUCUUGGAGUACUUGAGGAUAUAUAAUACCAUUUUGCCGUAUGGAAACAGGCUACAUGGGCGCACCAUUACCGUCAUCAACCGAAGCGAGGUUGUAGGCAGGCCACUGGCAGCUUUACUGGCGAACGAUGGGGCGCACGUAUACAGUGUGGAUAUCAGUGAUGUGCAGGCAUUCACCAGGGGUGUUGGUUUGAGGAAGAGGAGACACGAAGUGGUUGAGAAGCCUGGCUGGACACUCGAGGACUGCCUACCCAUCAGCGACGUGGUCAUCAGCGGUGUGCCAGGCGACAAGUACAAGGUACCGCUUGAGAAGAUGAGGGACGGAGCUGUGUGCAUCAAUUUCUCGAGCGAAAGGAAUUUUACGCCUGAGGUCAAGGAGAAAGCUUCGAUAUACGUGCCUGCCAUUGGCAAGGUUACUAUUGCCGUAUUAUUGAGGAACCUGCUGCGUCUUGCGCAAAACAAGAUCGAUGCCGCAGCUCAAAGCGUAGAAGAAAAAUCUUCGGAAAAAGCAACCGCUCCGGCAACCGCGUAG
This is a messenger RNA of Cucurbitaria berberidis CBS 394.84, 993 nucleotides long. RefSeq names its product NAD(P)-binding protein. Gene Ontology annotation, cellular component: cytosol. The coding region runs from base 1 to 993 and encodes 330 amino acids. Gene Ontology annotation, molecular function: methylenetetrahydrofolate dehydrogenase (NAD+) activity; methylenetetrahydrofolate dehydrogenase (NADP+) activity. The record is from RefSeq and is a predicted model, not a curated record. Gene Ontology annotation, biological process: purine nucleobase biosynthetic process. The transcript is spliced from 3 exons. NCBI's taxonomy places the organism in Eukaryota, Fungi, Ascomycota, Dothideomycetes, Pleosporales, Cucurbitariaceae.